AGCCGCACACAUCCGGGCAUUGCGGCGUCAUCGGGUCACCCCGAGAAGCUGGCGAGCGAGGAAGAGACAGGGAGCCGGAGCCGUUUGGGGAAGGGGACUCGAGUAGCAGGAGAAAGACGCUUCUUCUAGCGGCAGCUCUCUGAGGAAGAAAAGAAUAUAAAGAGACGGCUGGAAAAAAUAAUAAUAAUUAAAACAACCCUGUCCUAAAUUAAUGCCAAGGGAAUCCUGGGUGAAAGAGAAUCGGGAUUUCUUAUGUUAAGGUGGACGAAUAAGCGGCGGUGUCAGUUUGCGCUGUCACACUGGAAACGGAGGUGAAAUUAUAACUGCAAAAAAGGGUCUGGCCUUCUUCCUAUUCUGAGCCACUUUUCUCUCCCUGGACACUGUGUUUCUGGUAUAUCGGCAUUCUUCCGUUGAACACUGUUAAAGUGUGGUGACAGUCUCUGGGAACAGUUUGUUUUUAUCCACUGCUGGAUUUUAAGGAAGCAUAAUCAGACAGAAGGUGAGGAAAUGGGGACACCUGGCUCUGGAAGGAAACGUGCUCCUAUCAAAGACAGAUUCUCUGCUGAAGAUGAGGCCUUGAGUAGUAUUGCCAGGGAGGCUGAGGCACGGCUCGCUGCGAAGCGGGCAGCACGAGCUGAAGCAAGAGACAUCCGAAUGAGAGAACUGGAGCGGCAGCAGAAAGAGCAUUCUCGCCAUUCUUCAGAUAGAAAAUGGGGACAAAUCCAUCAGUGGAUGGAAGACACAGAAAAAGCUAAAUAUGGUCACAGAUCAAGUGGACAUCAUCACCGGGGACUCAACGAUGAUGUGAUGUCAGUCCGUAGUGUUGGCAGUUACAGGCCGUCUUCUUCCUUGUCCUCCUCUCUCCGAGAUGUUGGGGUCUCUCACAGGAGCCGAGCGAGCACCUCCCGGAGAAGAGACCUCGUGGUGUGUGGGACUGACAACAUUAAGGACAAGUCAUCCAUAAAAAGCCCACGAUCAUCUAGCUCUGCAUACAGUGAUUCUCAUGGACAUAAGAAGACGCCUGUAUCUAGCAGCUCCAGGAAGGAUAUGUUGGCUGGAUUUUACCAUGACCAAAGAAACUACAGCAGCCUAAAGCACGCCAAACCACUCUCAUCCUACCAUACUCGGUCUUCCUCUCUAUACACCGACCCACUUGCAACAUCCAGGAGCUACAGGGCCUCCUCAAGCACAGACACCGGUCUGACACGCAGCUACAGUCUGGCCUCUUUAUAUGAUGAGGGUCUCUAUGGGUCAUACAGUUCAAGAACUCCCUCAGAAUACAGCUGGUACUCUUCAAGAGCAAGCUCAAUUCGUAGCAGCCCUGUGUCUUCUGAUGAUGAUACAGCCAGCACUGUCUCUCAGGAUCACAGCAGUCGUGGGCGACGAGAUAGUGUGUCCUCCGACUUCUCUGAUAUCAGUGAGUCAGCUGCGGAUUAUUUUAGCCGCUCGAACCGCAGGGGCAGCAUCGUGUCUGACAUGGAUGAUCUUAGCAUCCCAGACGUGGACAGCCUGGAUGAAAAAUGUGACAAGCAGUUCAGUGAAACAUUUUCACGACCAUCUUCUCGCAAUGCUGUACCUGGGCUGUCUGUUGCCACCCUGGCUUCUCUGGGGGGGACCUCAUCACGGAGAGGAAGUGGGGACACAAGCAGCAUAAUAGAUCCAGACUCUUCACUGGGUGAAUUGAGGGAUAUCUAUGAUCUUAAGGACCAGAUACAAGAUGUAGAAGGCAGAUACAUGCAGGGACUAAAAGAGCUCAAGGAAUCAUUGUCAGAAGUGGAAGAAAAGUACAAGAAAGCUAUGGUCUCCAACGCACAGCUGGACAACGAUAAAGCCAACCUCAUCUACCAGGUGGACACGCUCAAAGAUGUGAUUGAGGAAAUGGAGGAACAGAUGGCAGAAAUGCAUCGAGGAACAGAAGAGAAAACUAAGGAACUAGAAAGGCAAAAGCACACAUGUGGUGUCUUGCAGCACAAACUAGAGGAACUGAAAGAGGGUAUCCGCCAAAGAGAUGAACUAAUUGAGGAGAACCAGCGAAAGCAGGAAAAGUUAGAUUCCCUCACCAGGGAAGCGUUUGAUCUGCAGGAAACAAUUAACUGGAAGGACAAAAAGAUUGGGGCUCUAGAGAGGCAGAAAGAGUACUUUGACUGCAUUAGGAAUGAGAGAGAUGAGCUCAGAGAUGAGCUGGCUGACCUCAAAGGAAAAGUGAAGACAGGAGAGAAACAUGGACUCGUGAUAAUCCCAGAAGGUACCCCAAAUGGAGACAUUAACCAUGAACCUGUAGUUGGUGCAAUAACUGUGGUGACACAGGAGGCUGCUCAGGUGCUUGAAUCUGCUGGAGACGGGCCACUAGAUGUGAGGCUAAGGAAGCUUGCUGAAGAAAAGGAUGAACUCUUAGCCCAGAUACGGAAACUGAAAACACAGCUGGAGGAGGAGAGGCAGAAGAACUCAAAAAUGGAGAGUGUGUAUACAGAUGGGGAGCGAAUGGAGAAUGGCACAGACCUGCAGUUUAUUGAGAUGCAGAGAGAUGCCAACCGACAGAUAAGUGAAUACAAAUUCAAACUCUCCAAAGCAGAACAGGAAAUGGGUACUAUGGAACAAAAUAUUAAUAGACUUGAAGGUCAGGUGUCCCGAUACAAAGCAGCUGCAGAGAAUUCAGAAAAAAUUGAAGAUGAACUGAAAGCAGAAAAAAGGAAACUUCAAAGAGAGCUGAGAACAGCUUUGGACAAGAUUGAGGAGAUGGAGAUGACCAACAGCCACUUAGUCAAGCGCUUAGAAAAGAUGAAGGCCAAUCGCACUGCACUUCUGUCUCAGCAGUGAAAGAAGAAGAGGAUGUAGGAGUGAACACAGGAGAGCGAGACGCACUGCAACAAAAAUUAACAAGCCCUUAACUUUUUCAUUAAAUGAACUUUUCACAACAGCACAAUUUGGAGCACCUCAGAAUUCUUCAUUGGUAAUAUUCUAGUUUUAUAUAUACUGGCAUACCUGGUUCUUUUUAUUGUAAUUUAUAUGAAUGAAAGCAUUGGCUGAGAGACUGAUAAUUGUGAACUUUCCUACUUGUCCUUGUUGAGCAACUUUAUUCUCAUAGUGAAAGGGCUGUGUAUUUUCUUUGAUUUGCUAAUGCAGAUGAAACUAGCCUAUUUUUUCAAAGCUUUAUACAUUUAUUUACUAAACUCUUUCCUGCUGCUUUCCUGGGUGCUUGAUAUAUAUAUAUAUUCUUUUGGUGACUUGCAUGAUUUCAACAGGACACUAUAUUGCUUCUGAACUGUAAAAUAAAUGGCUGCUCUUGCUCUGCACCCAUUCAUAAUGCAAGACUCAGCUAAAAGUGCCUUUUACAUGGUGCAAAGGAGAUUAUAGAGGUUUAUUACCUGCAUUACAAGUAUUGGUACAAAAUUUUAAAAAGGGUGCAGUUUGGUUUGAAAAAAAUAGAACCAAUGGAUAUUGUAAUAUGUUUUGUGGUUAAGUAAUUUUCAAAAAGGAAAAUGUUUUAAUUUUUUUCUUGGAAAAAUAUGUAAAUGAGUAUGAGCUGUAUAUAAAAUGUGGAUGUUUUUGCAUGGGUGAUGGCACAUAAGAUAAGUUUUUGAUUGAAUACAGGAUAUUAGUCCUGAUUUCUUGCAUUGUUGGGUAUGAGAAAAGUGCAUAGAAACACAAUAUGUGCUGUACUUUUUAAACUGCAUACUUUACUGCUUGGAAGCAGAUUUAGUCUCAGGACCACAAAAUGAUUGUGACUGGGGCAGCUAAGAUAUUAAAAUGACACUUUAUAAACAUCACAGAUUUGCUUUUUUAUUGUAUAUUCCUUAGACUAUGAUAAAGCUUUGCCAUUUGAUUUCUCAUCACUGAUUUUCUUUCUCAAGACCAUCUUAAUUCUCAUUGCUUUUUCCUGCUAAAUACAACACAGUGUAAAGUCCAUUCCCAUGUCAUUAUACAGCUGGGCUGUGGUCAGUUAUAACCGUAAUUAACCAUUACUUUGUAAGGAGUGAUUUCAGUAACCAUUUGGAAACUAAGGAAAGUGAACAGGUGUAAUUUGACUGAAUAACUGCUUGGGUACUCCAAUCGUCUACCAACAUAAUUACAGCAGAUCAAUGUUACAACAGGAACUUGGCUUUGUUGUUAUAACCAUAUAAUGUUCUUUCCUGUCUGAAAUUUAGUUGGAUGAGAAAGAGAUUGGCCAAACACUAUUAAAGCUUGCCCUAAAUCAUGGGACAUUGUAACUUGUAAAUGUUUUGUAACCUAAAAAAAUCAUGCAAGUUGUAAAUGUUGCAUUUUUUCAUAUCAAGUAAAGAAAGUGACUUAUAUGUUUGCUGCUAAAAUCUAAAUUAAAAAAUGUAAUUCCUGUAAAUUACAAUUGACCUGUAAUAAAACUGCUGUACAUUAUA
Molecule: messenger RNA, 4373 nt
Organism: Lepisosteus oculatus (spotted gar)
Lineage: Eukaryota; Metazoa; Chordata; Actinopteri; Semionotiformes; Lepisosteidae
Source: RefSeq, a predicted model, not a curated record